AAAAAAAAACUAGCAAAAUAAACAAAAGGAGUUAUUAUCAUGUCGGAUGAAGAAAAUGUACCCGAAACCCAAAUGGAGAAUGUUAGCGAUGGAGCUGGCUUAGAGGAAGAGGACGACGAUGAUAUGGAACAAAUAACUGCUCAAAAGGUCCUGGAAAUUCUUGAGACCGCCUGGAUCAAUGAAAUGUGCGCCCCCGAGAUCCUUCCCAGCCAAGUGGACAUGCUGGAGUUGAUGGUAUCGCAAGUGGCACACAUGGAAGAACAGAUGCGUGACCUGGACAAGAAUGAUUUCCGAGCGGUGGUCCAUGGGAUGGAGCUGGAGCGCGUCCGCUACAUUAUGGCCAGCUAUUUACGCUGCCGCCUACAGAAGAUCGAGACCUUCACUCAGCACAUUCUUAACCAGGAGGCGGCUCGUGACCCGGACGAGAAGAGACUGUCGCCGGAGGAAACUAAAUUUGCACAGGACUUCGCCGGUCAUGUUGACGAGUACUUUCACAAGGUGGCCACCCAGUAUAUGCCCAACCAGCAGCGCGGGGAGGCCGAGCUGAGAAUCGUAACACCCAACCUUAUGAGCCAUGUCUUCCUGAAGGCUAAUGUGGCGGUUCCCGCUGUGAUCGUGGGUGUUGAUGACGAGGAGGUGGACAUGGCGGCUGGAUCUCAGCAUAUUAUUCCUUAUCAAUUAGUCGCUGAUUUGAUACAGAAUAAUCAGGCACAACUAAUCUAAUAGGUAAUCAAUAAAUAAAAUAUUAAAAAUUCAAUUUAUGGCUCAACAAUUUUUUAAUUGGAUUGGACAACUAUCAUUGUUGUUCCAUAAAUCCAUAACAUUUUUUAUAAAAAAUUAGUUCCAUAGAAAGGUAUUUACCUUUGCAUGUAUUUUAUUAUUACUACAAAAUUAAAAAACAAAAAAAUUGUUACUCCAACUCCUUAAAAAUGGUAGUUCGGGAUGUAGAGGGUUAAAACUCUGCAGUGUUGGUUAAUGUUGUUGUAUGAACAGCUGCGCUUGUGCCUGACGUCACAGAGCACUUCUGCUGAGGUGUUUCAGGCACAUACACAUCAACCAACUCACAUUAUUCUCUCUUCGGCCAAUGUGGCGGGCUUUCGCGCGAACGGCAAAGACACUCUUCGAUUGUGGGCCACCACCACCACAAGGAUUACAACCACUAACGCUGAAUCAGCAGGUAUUGCGACAUUCCAUCGGAAGCAAUUUUUGCAAGAAGUACCUAUCCGCCCCGGCCCCCUCCACGUUUUCAACAUCAACUUAUAAUAUGAGUUCCGAAAAGCCAAAGGUUGUGUUUGUGCUAGGCGGACCUGGUGCCGGAAAGGGCACACAAUGCUCAAGGAUUGUAGACCGCUUCCAGUUUACGCAUCUCUCUGCCGGAGAUUUGCUGCGGGAGGAGCGAUCCCGCGAAGGCUCCGAGUUCGGCACCCUAAUCGAGGAUUACAUCAGAAACGGCAAGAUCGUGCCCGUGGAGGUCACAUGUUCGCUGCUGGAAAACGCCAUGAAGGCCUCUGGUAAAUCAAAGUUCCUCAUCGACGGAUUUCCCAGGAAUCAGGACAAUCUGGACGGCUGGAACCGUCAGAUGUCGGAUAAAGUGGACAUGCAGUUUGUGCUGUUUUUCGACUGCGGCGAGGAUGUGUGCGUCCAGCGAUGCUUGGGACGUGGCCAAAGUGGUUCCGGCCGGUCGGACGACAACAUGGACAGUCUGAAGAAGCGCAUCUCCACCUACAAUAACGACUCAUUGCCGAUCAUCAAGUUCUUCGAGGGCGCCGGCCAAGUGAAGAAGAUCGACGCAAGUCCUGGCGCAGAUGCGGUCUUCGGCGAUGUGGAACGCGUGUUCGUGGCCAGCGGCUUCUAAACAUUAGACAUUUCCUGUCUGGUUCUUUGUGCAGUGUUAUCUUGAAUUUCCUACACCCCUCAGAAAUACAUACAUAUACGCUUGUUAAUGCUAAUUACGAGUAAUCAAUAGUGGGAGAGGUAGCACUUGUUUUAAACACCUGAGGUUAGUGGCAACAGACCGUUGAAUACUUUUAUACUUUAGAUAAAAUAAAUGCUUAAAACCAA
Messenger RNA from Drosophila ananassae, 2061 nucleotides. RefSeq names its product DNA replication complex GINS protein SLD5 (gene Sld5). Gene Ontology annotation, biological process: double-strand break repair via break-induced replication; DNA-templated DNA replication. Bases 40 to 723 code for a protein of 227 amino acids. NCBI's taxonomy places the organism in Eukaryota, Metazoa, Arthropoda, Insecta, Diptera, Drosophilidae. The transcript has 3 exons. The record is from RefSeq and is a predicted model, not a curated record. Gene Ontology annotation, cellular component: GINS complex.